GGGGCUUCCCGCUCUGUGCACCGCACUCCUUUUCGCGUCCUGUUGCUGCGACGGGUCUAGGGAAGCGAGGUGUGGAGACUCUUUCCGGACGAGGGCGUCCUCUUUCGUGGGCUUCUGAGCAGAGACUCAGCCAUGCCGAACUCGAGGCCCAGGUCCCGCCGGAGCGCCGGGGGUGGCGCAGGUACGGCCGGCCGGGACCGGCUGGUGGCACGGUCCUUGCAGAGCGCUGAGCACUGUCUGGGCGACCAGGACUUCGGGACUGCCUACGCCCAUUACCUUCUGGUGCUCAGCUUGGCGCCAGAACUCAAAGAGGACGUGAAGGAAACUUUCCAGUAUACACUUUUCAAGUGGGCUGAAGAGCUUCAUGCACUGAAUCGAAUACAAGACUUACUUGGUUGCUACGAGCAGGCCUUAGAGCUGUUUCCUGAUGAUGAAGUGAUUUGCAACAGUAUGGGAGAGCAUCUGUUCAGAAUGGGCUUUCGAGAUGAGGCAGCUGGGUAUUUUCAUAAAGCAGUGAAGCUAAACCCUGAUUUCAACGAUGCAAAGGAGAACUUCUAUCGCGUGGCAAACUGGUUGGUAGAGCGCUGGCACUUCAUCAUGCUUAAUGACACCAAGAGAAAUGAGAUUUAUAACGCGGCGAUCCAGAAGGCAGUGCAGUUGGGCUCCAAAACAGUGCUGGACAUUGGCGCCGGCACUGGGAUACUGAGCAUGUUUGCCAAAAAAGCUGGUGCACACUCAGUAUACGCCUGUGAGUUAUCCAAGACCAUGUAUGAGCUCGCUUGUGACGUCGUGGCUGCAAACAAGAUGGAGGAUGGGAUCAGGCUCCUGCAUAUGAAGUCACUUGAUCUAGAAAUACCAAAGCACAUUCCUGAAAGAGUGUCCCUAGUUGUAACAGAAACUGUCGAUGCAGGUGUGUUUGGAGAAGGAAUUGUGGAGAGUUUAAUUCAUGCAUGGGAGCAUUUACUUCUGCAACCACAGACCAAAGGUGAAAAUGGAAGUUGCGGGAAGUAUGGGAAAGUGAUACCGGCCAGUGCUGUUAUAUUCGGGAUGGCAGUGGAGUGUGCAGAGAUCCGAAGGCAUCACAGGGUUAGUGCUAAGGACAUAGCUGGUAUACAUUUACCAACAAAUGUGAGAUUUCAGAGCCCAGCCUAUGCCUCUGUAGAUCCUGAAGAAACGGUUGAACCAUACACAACGGAAAAGAUGAGUGGAAUCCCUGGAGGAUACCGGCCUUUGACAGAAUGCUUUCAGAUUAUGAAAGUUGAUUUCAAUAAUCUCCAGGAGUUAAAAAGUCUCGCAACUAGGAAGCCACACUCUCUCAGUGUACACGCUGUUAAGGAAGGCACGCUGGACGCGAUUAUGGUCUGGUUUGUUCUCCAGCUUGAUGAUGAGCACAGUUUGUCCACAAGUCCCAGUGAGGAGACCUGUUGGGAACAGGCUGUUUAUCCAGUACAGGCGCUGGAAGGUAAGUAUUGUCUCACUACAAAGUUUAGGGGCUGGGGCAAUGAGGUUAAGACCACUGCUACUAUUCCAGAGGACACUUGAUACCCACAGGGUAGCUUAGAACUGUCUACACCCAUGGUCCCAUGGGAGCCAAUGGCCUCUUCUGAUAUGCAGGCA
Messenger RNA from Rattus rattus (black rat), 1617 nucleotides. RefSeq names its product protein arginine methyltransferase 9 (gene Prmt9). NCBI's taxonomy places the organism in Eukaryota, Metazoa, Chordata, Mammalia, Rodentia, Muridae. Gene Ontology annotation, molecular function: protein binding; protein-arginine omega-N monomethyltransferase activity. The record is from RefSeq and is a predicted model, not a curated record. The transcript has 8 exons. The coding region runs from base 133 to 1542 and encodes 469 amino acids. Gene Ontology annotation, biological process: peptidyl-arginine methylation.